CAACAGGAACCCGAAAAGAGAAUGAGAGCAAGAGUGGGAGAGAGAAGUUAUUGGAACGUAAAGCUCUCACAAAUCAUUUUGUCACCAGCAAGCUCUGACAGGCAUAAAGGGAGUGUGUAACGAGAGGGAACUAAUAAAAAGUGUGCUGUGCUGAAGAGAAAGGAAGUGUGAAGGACUCUUUUACUCAAGACUGAAGUCAAAAGACAUAAAAGUGGACGGACAGAACAAAAGUGAGGCGAUCAUUCACUGCCGGCACUACUGCAGUACACUGUUGGAUGCUUCUGGAAGCUCUGUUUAUUUCGCUAUUUUCGUUUACUCCAUCUGUCACUCGAGACUUGUGGGUUGGACGUGGUUCAUUUGAUUUGCCUGACAUUAUAUCAUCGAGACCAAAACGUCAGGGUAUUUUCCAAGAGGAUCUGUUUUCCUUUCAAUUCCUCAGUGAAAUAGUGUGUGUGUGUGUAUGUGCAGCAUUAGGCAUGUAAAUGGAUCCACCACUUGUCAUUGAAGGGAACAUGAGGCUGAGUCAAAGCUUCCGGAAAUUUUAUCUGGCCGGGGAUCCUCUGAUCUAUCUUCUAAGGGAAUUGCUCAGCUAUCUUAAGUGGACACAGCUGGUGUCUUUUUGGGAAUGCCGGCUGCAGCACACUGGGUUAUUGAGACAGUUAACUGGACUUGUUUAGAGGGUUCUAUGUGAGCUGACAAGCCUUUGGGUGAAGCGUCAAGAGCAGAGAAGCAAGCUGUGAGUAGAGGGGAAAAGUUAGAGAGCAAACACGCUUAACAGACGUGUCAUUGUGUCUGGACGCCUUUGUGUGUUUUCACAGCAGGGCUGAAAGCUUGUCUAAGACUAUUUGAGAGUCAGUCCAGACACGUGGAUGUGAACAAGCAUUUCUGUGUGCAACUGCCAGCAAUCAGACAGUGCUAAAGUUGUGCCAAAAAUAAAAAAGCACUCCAUUUGCUUGUGUCUCUACAUGUCAAGGCUUAGUUGUAUUCAGAGUUGCGCCCUAGGAAUCCUGCAUGCUAUGCAACUCUACGCCAUCUGGAUGUAGCUUUGAGACAGGUGAAAUAUCAGGAAUCUCCCUAAUCCAACAGAUAUCAUCUGUUUUGUUGCGUCAUUUCAAGGUGCUUUCCAGCAUCACCAUCAGGUAGCAUUACCUCUGCAACCAGUACACACUACUGCUUUUGUUUUUAUCCCAAACGCUUUACGUCAAUCCCAGGUUUCUGACGAGCCACUUGGCUUCUUUAAAACUGAUUCAAGCCAGUUUGGAUACAGAUUUGCCACUAUGAAGUUGUUGUUCUUGUCGUUGAUGCCUCUGUUCAUGGUGGCUGGAACGGAUGGUAUGUCUACCUGUAAGACUCUAGACCUCGAGGUGGUGAAGAAAAAGAGGAUAGAGGCCAUUCGUGGUCAGAUCCUAAGCAAACUGCGCAUGGCCAAAGAACCCGAAGCUGAGAAAGAAGAUAAAGGGCAGAAGGUCCCAGAAGCCCUGCUCUCGCUGUACAACAGCACAGUUGAACUGAGCGAGGAGAUGAGGACAGAGCCUGUCCCAUUUCAGGCAGAAGAUGAAGACUACUUUGGCAAGGAGGUGCACAAGUUCAUCAUGAAGCAAGUCCAGAAUGAUACGAAAUAUCAGCUCCUUUUUAACGUGUCAGAGAUGCGACAGAGUAUUCCUGACUACAGGUUGCUGUCGCAGGCUGAGCUAAGGCUUCGGAUCAAGAAUCCCACCAUGGGCCAGGAGCAGAGGCUAGAGCUGUACCAUGGAGUGGGUGACCAGGCCAGAUAUCUGGGCACACGUUUUGUCUCAAAGGACUUGGCCGAUCACUGGCUCUCAUUUGAUGUGAAACAGACAGUCAAAGAAUGGAUGCAAAGUUCAGAAGAUGAAGAAAGUUUAGAGUUGAGGUUAUACUGUGGCUGUAAAACCAACAAAGACCAGCAGAGUGGUGAUAACUUCCUCUUCACCAUAUCAGGACUAGGCAAGCCAAGAGGUGAUAUGUCUACCUUUGCAGACAUGAUGGUGAAACCAUAUAUCUUGGCUUUAUCUUUGCCCUCUAAUGGCAACUCUCUUGCGUCCGUUCGCAGGAAAAGAGCCACUGGCUCUAAUGAAACUUGUGAUGAAAAAACUGAGACCUGCUGUAUGCGGAAGCUUUACAUCGACUUCCGGAAAGACUUGGGCUGGAAGUGGAUCCACAAGCCCAAGGGCUACUAUGCCAACUAUUGCAUGGGGUCCUGCACCUACAUCUGGAAUGCAGAGAACAAAUACUCUCAGAUAUUAGCCUUGUACAAACACCACAACCCUGGUGCAUCUGCCCACCCUUGCUGUGCACCUGCAGUCUUAGACCCUCUGCCAAUUAUUUACUAUGUGGGAAGACAACACAAGGUGGAGCAGUUGUCCAAUAUGGUGGUGAGAAGCUGCAAGUGCAGUUAGUUUAUCUAGCCGCAGAACAUCUGUUUAUCUCCAAAAGCUCUCCAUGACUCUCCCUCUGGACCGUAAACAAGCAAACGCAUGAUCCUACAAAGAGACGGACUUAUAAAGUUUCUGUGGCCAAGGAAAUGAGGAGCUGACAUGGAAAAAUCCACAGGAUUGAGAGAUGGGGAAAGUCAAAGGAAAAGACAAAAUAGCAGACUUUAGAUUUCUUUUUUGGCUCUACCCCUCCACACCAUCACAAGAACACAAACAUUUCAUAAAACAUUUCACCAAACAAGCUCAAUAUUAAACCAAAUAUAUGCUUUGUUAUGUUUCUAAAUGUUUUUUUUUUUUUACAUUAUUCAUACCCAUUAAAUUAUUUUGGUGGUUAUGUUAAUGAUUCGAUUGUACCAUAGAGGCAGCCGUGUAGUGUUGCAUGCCAAAUGUACAAUGAAGAUUUCUUAUGGUGCUGUAUUGAGGAAGGAAAUGAUGUCACAGGAACAUCCAUCUAUGCAUAAAUCAACAUUAAAUAACACACCUAAAGAGACGACAACAGUCUUUGCACUAAAAGAUGGAGAGGAAGACUAGACUGAAGGUCCCAGGAGUUCAUGACAAUGGUUCAAUUGUUUUUGAAUGUGCAGACAGCUUCCUUCAUUUAAGGAUCUUACCUGAACAGGUGCAUGUAAGAGACCCUGGCUAUGGAACCAGUUGAUGUCAUCUCUUGGAAGUGGGAAUAAUUCAAGGAACACUAGACCAUAGAAAUGUAGCCAAGUCUUCUAGCAAAUAUUCAUGACACUGAUGGACCAUGAAGGCCACGUCCUAAAGUGGUCAUGUGGUCCUUAAUUACUGCACACUAUCAAGUGUCAAAGGAGUACUUCUUUUAAAAUCCCCUUCAGGUCCUCCUGGGGUCAGUCCGUUAUUUCAACAUCAAGUGAUUUUAAAGGUACAAUAUAUUUCAGUGAAUCUCACCAAAACAUGUCCAGGUCAUAUAUUGCCACAAAAUCAAAAGAAAACAUAAGACAUUAUAUUUUACAUAAGGUUUUUGUGAUUUUAUUUUCAUGGCACUUACUUAAAUUGUCUCUUACUGUAAUGCAAACAUUACUUUAAUUACUACAAUGCUUCCAUAUGUUUGUCUUUUUUUAAUUUUUUUAUUCCAUUAUUCCUAAUGGUGAUUCUUAUUAGUUUAUCAUUGCUGUAAUUCAGUUCCUUUUUAUUGUAUAACAGUAAAACAAAUUAUUUUAAUACACCACAAUAUUUUUGUCUUAUUUUCUGGUACAAGUAUCUUAACAUCCUUGUACUGUUAAAAAAAAAAAAAAAAAAAACGGUACAACAUGAUUUAUAAAAAAAACUUUGUACAAUUUUUAUAUAUAUAUUUUUUUAAUGUUUUAAUUUUGAGAAUUUGAAGAGGAAAUGUGCUUUAUACUGUAGUUGUCAUUCAGUUCUUACAACGCAAAAAAAUGGUAAUGAUCCUAAAACUAGGCAACCAUUUUUAAUGUAAAAACAUUUUCAAAUUAGUUGUUUUUUAGUGUGACAUAGGACCCAGACAUGUUCUUGACAGGUUUCAUGAGAUUCACCCGUGUUUGUGCAAGUGUGUAACUUUCUGUUUGUUUAAGUGUGGAAUCUGUGUCAUUAAAUAAAUAGUUCACCCAGUAAUGAACAUUCUCCAACCAUUUCCUCACCUCCAUGUCAUCCCAAAUGUGUAUGACUUUCUUCUUCUUCAGAACACACAUUUUUAGAAGAAUAUCUCCAGUCUGUAGGUCAUUACAAUGCAAGCGAAUGGGUCACAAAAGGUACAUAAAGGCAAAAUAAAAGUAAUCCAUAACACUCUAGUGGAUAAAUAAAUAUCUUCAGAAGGGAUAUGAUAGGUGUGUGUGAGAAACAGAUCAAUAUUUCAGACAGAUUUUGCAAGAAAUUCUUCUCCCUGCCCAGUAGGGGGCAUAUGCAGGAAGAAUGUGAAUCACCAACAACACAAGAAGUAUGUGAAUGUUAAAGUGGAGAUUCUCAAACGGAAGGCUGCAGCUUAGCAAGGCUGCGUCCUUCCUAGAACAAUCCUUCUGAGGCUGUAGACUAGAAUGAGACUGUCUAGUAAGCACACGUGGCAAACCAUAUGCUUAGAACCAUGGGAUUUUUUAUUUUUAGAAAACCAUAUACUUAUAAGAAAACAAGAUAUAUGUCUUUAAUCCCUUAAUUAUGUUAAUUAUGCCUUUAUAUUAUACAUUUUGCAACACAAAUUUUAGACUACAUCAAAUGUGAAAAAAUGGAACCCUAGACUUGAAUUUGAAAAGCUUUAAAACUUUUAAAGCUUUUCAAAUUCAUGUAAUUUAUUGUAUUGUCUAAACUACUUGCAUACUUUUCUACAUAUUGUCAUUGCUGAAAAUGCAAAUACAAACUUGAAGAGAGAGAAAUUAAGCUGUGUCAUAAAGGUCUCCGCCUCCGUUCUCACGCAACGUUUCCGCUAAACCAAUUUGGGACAUAUGCAAAGGAUUGUAUAUGAUUAAAGGCCACAAAGAUUACACAGAAUGUAUCCUCCAAAAUAUGGCAAAGAAGGCUGCGAAAUUAGGCUGCCUUCCAAGUAUCCUCACAAUUGAGGCAGCCUUCGAAGAUGCUUGAUGACAUGGCAGCCGAGAUAUCCAGCCUAUUGAGGCUGAAGCCUUCCGAUUGAGAAGCACUCAUUGACUGAGCAGAGAGGAGAAUUUAUAGUAAAAACAGACUUAAAUAUUGAUCUGUUUCUCACCCACACCUAUCAUAUCGCUUCUGAAGAAAUGGAUUACUUUUAUGCUGAUCUAUGUGGUUUUUGGAGCUUUAAAAUGUUGGCACCCCUUCACUUGAGGACCUACAGAGUUGAAAUAUUCUUCUAAAAAUCUUAAUUUGUGUUCUGCAGAAGAACGUAAGUCAUGCACAUCUGGGAUGGCAUGAGGGUGUGUAAAAGAUGAGAGAAUUGUAAUUAUUAGGUGACCUAUUCCUUUAACGUGUGUGUGUGUGCGUGUGUGCGUGUGUGUGUGUGCGUGUGCGCGUGUGUGUGUGUUCUCAGCUGUGUUGGCUUUAUGUUGACAACUGUAUGAGGAACAUUAGUGUGGAUAUUUAUAGAGACUUCAUGUUUUUCCGCAAUGUCGAGUAAUGGGAAUUAUGUUCUGUUUGUUAAAGAUAACAUGGCCGAGCCUACACAUGUUGCUUCCCAAUGCAAUACAACCUGGUUGUUUUGGGCUAUUAACAAAAUCUUUUUAUAUGUACAAGUUUAAAUGUUUUGACUGUUUUAAACAUUGUAAUUGUAGUGUUUUAAAUGUGAGUGUAUGUCUGUUUCAUCAAUUCAGUGAUGCAGGUGUCUCUUGACACUCAUUUUACAUACACACAGUGUUCAAUAACAUAAUAUCAUGUUUUACCUAUUGUUUGCACUUAUUCUUAUUGUGUCCCAUUCACUGUUUCAAUAAACACAACUCUAUACCAGUCUGCUGACUUGUCUUGACAAAAAUACAGAUUGUAAGUAGAAGGUUAUUGCCAGUGUUCUAAGCAUCAACUUUAUUUUAGGGAUCAGAAUUAGACAGUAGUAAAUG
This is a messenger RNA of Xyrauchen texanus (razorback sucker), 5947 nucleotides long. RefSeq names its product transforming growth factor beta-1 proprotein-like. Gene Ontology annotation, biological process: SMAD protein signal transduction; transforming growth factor beta receptor signaling pathway; regulation of cell population proliferation. NCBI's taxonomy places the organism in Eukaryota, Metazoa, Chordata, Actinopteri, Cypriniformes, Catostomidae. Gene Ontology annotation, cellular component: extracellular region. Gene Ontology annotation, molecular function: type III transforming growth factor beta receptor binding; cytokine activity; growth factor activity. The transcript is spliced from 8 exons. The record is from RefSeq and is a predicted model, not a curated record. The coding region runs from base 1278 to 2417 and encodes 379 amino acids.